Penicillium bovifimosum is the source of this 966-nucleotide messenger RNA. Its product is annotated as CE1 family esterase. Bases 1 to 966 code for a protein of 321 amino acids. The record is from RefSeq and is a predicted model, not a curated record. NCBI's taxonomy places the organism in Eukaryota, Fungi, Ascomycota, Eurotiomycetes, Eurotiales, Aspergillaceae. The transcript has a single exon. Gene Ontology annotation, molecular function: feruloyl esterase activity.
AUGCGUCUCACAUCCUUACUACCCCUCGCAGCCCUAGCGAGCCUGUCUACAGCUCAGUCCAAAGGCUGUGGAAGAGCCCUCCCUUGCAGCUUCCCAGAGGCAGGAACAAGCCACAACCUUACCCUUCCGGGCACAGACCGUCGAUACAGACUAUACAUCCCAGCCAACUAUGACAAGAACAAGCCGACGCCACUGUACUUCUCCUUCCACGGUGCCACGCGUGACAUGUUAGAGGAAGAGGCCCUUUCUCAGUUCUCGAACCCACAGUUCAAUCCCAACGGUAUUGCCGUCUACCCAGAUAGCACGAACGGAUACUGGCUUUCCAACCCAAAUGCAGACCUGUCACGGCCCAACGACCUCGACUUCACCAAUGACCUCCUCGACCACAUGGAAGAGAAUCUCUGCAUCGACAAGAGCAGGGUAUACUCAGCUGGCAAGUCGAAUGGUGGUGGGUUCACAUCCGUCAUUGCCUGCAAUGCCACCGUGGGAAGCCGGUUCGCGGCCUUUGCUUCCGUCAGCGGCGCCUACUAUGAUACAGACGAGACAGAAGGCAUUGGGCCCUGUGAGCCUGCUGAGCGUGAGGAGGGUUAUCCAUUCUUGGAGUUCCAUGGCACGGCGGAUACUACGGCGCCUAUCGAUGGCAACACGGAGAAAAAUGCGAAACUGCCCGUGAUUGAUUUUCUGCACGGUUGGGCGGCUCGCAAUGGGUGUGGUGAUAAUGCUAGGUGGGCUAGGAACGAGACUGUCUUUGUGAAGCCACUUGUUAAACAUGCUUCUUGGGACUGUGAUGGGAAAAAGGAGAUUGUUCAGCAUUAUCGGGAGAGUGAGAAUGGUCAUUGCUGGCCGAGUACUGUCGGCAAUGAUGACUAUCCUGAACAUGCUGAUCAGUGUCCGUUGGGAAAGUCUCCUUACAAUGCGACUGAAUAUAUCUUUGAGUUCUUUGCGGGUUACCGCUUGAACUUGUGA